GAUAUAUUUUUAAUAAGUCGUUAUACAUGCCAUAUGCGAAACAUUUCCGAAAUAACCAAAACCUACCUAUGUAUGUACUUCAUUACAUAGGCACACCUAUUGGUAAAAGCCUCAGCCAUGUUCAACAAGCAAAUCAUAUUUUCACCCAUAUCUCGAUAAGAUAUUAUUUUCCACACACCAUGUUAUAAAAGCCGGAGCACACAGCCAAAGUUCUAUGAAUCAGUUGGACGACGUUGGAAACGUUUACCCAGCAUGAAAUACGCGACUCUAUUACUGAUCGGGCUGCUGCUGGCCACAGCUCUGCUCAGCGAGGCCCAGAAGCAGGCUGGCAAGACGAAGAACAAGUCCAAGUCGAAGAACAAGGUGAAGACAACCGUACCCCCACAGCUGGAAAGGCAGGCGCUUUUGAAGGCUGAGCCCUGCUCGGCGGCCAAGUGCAAAUUGCCCGAAUGCCGUUGUUCGGAUGCGAUAUUGCCUAGACCUAAAUUCAAGGGCAAGGAACAUGAGAUACCACAGUUCGUUACAAUCACCUUUGAUGACGGCGUGAACGCCGUGAACUAUGCCCAAUAUGAGCUGCUCUUUGAUGGUCUGAGAAAUCCCGAUGGCUGCGCGGCAACGGGCACCUUCUUCCUAUCGCACGAGUACACGGAUUACGUGCGAGUGAAUGCAUUGUACAAUGCGGGUCACGAGAUUGCCCUGCACUCGGUGACCCAUGGCGACGGCACCGAUUAUUGGCGCGAAGCGGAUGUUGAGACUAUUGAACGUGAGUUCGGAGCCCAGCUGCAGAUGCUGGAGACGUUUGCCAAGGUGAAUGCGAAGCGUGUACAGGGCAUCCGGCUGCCCUUCCUGCAGAUCUCCGGCAACAACUCCUUUGAGGCAGUCAAGAAUCUGGGUCUGACCUAUGACAGCUCCUGGCCGACGCAACAGCACAAGGAACCGGCUAUGUGGCCCUACACCUUGGACUACCUGUCCAUACAGGACUGUCAGAUUGGACCAUGUCCGGAUGCUGCGCUGCCCGGCGUUUGGGUGAAUCCCAUGGUUACAUGGACGGACACUGAGGGCUACAGCUGCUCCAUGAUCGAUGCCUGCGCCUAUCCGCCCGCUGACGAUGUGGAUGCAUUGUUCGAGUGGAUGCUGGAGAACUUUAAUCGCCACUACAAGGGCAACCGGGCGCCAUUCGGCAUGUAUCUGCAUGCAGCUUGGUUUGCACGGGGCCGCAACUACUUUGCUGCCUUCAAGAAAUUCAUGCAUCAUUUGUCAACCUAUCCGGACGUGUACAUGACGGGCGUAUCGCGCAUGUUGGAGUAUGUGAAAAAGCCGGUGCUGGGUCAGCCCUUCAAGAGCUGCGAGAAGAAGCCCAACACCAGUUGCCAGCCGGUGCACUGCAAUGUCCAGAAGUUGUCAACGGGCGAGACGCGCUACAUGAGCGUCUGCGAUAAGUGCCCAAUUGUCUAUCCCUGGUUGGACAAUCCAUUGGGCCAGGAUAUGUAAAUGUUGCACACCCAAUAA
Drosophila montana is the source of this 1509-nucleotide messenger RNA. RefSeq names its product Chitin deacetylase-like 9 (gene Cda9). The transcript has 3 exons. Gene Ontology annotation, biological process: carbohydrate metabolic process. Bases 253 to 1491 code for a protein of 412 amino acids. Gene Ontology annotation, molecular function: hydrolase activity, acting on carbon-nitrogen (but not peptide) bonds. The record is from RefSeq and is a predicted model, not a curated record. NCBI's taxonomy places the organism in Eukaryota, Metazoa, Arthropoda, Insecta, Diptera, Drosophilidae.